Neopsephotus bourkii (Bourke's parrot) is the source of this 810-nucleotide messenger RNA. Its product is annotated as acrosin-like. Gene Ontology annotation, biological process: proteolysis. Gene Ontology annotation, molecular function: serine-type endopeptidase activity. Bases 1 to 810 code for a protein of 269 amino acids. The record is from RefSeq and is a predicted model, not a curated record. Lineage: Eukaryota; Metazoa; Chordata; Aves; Psittaciformes; Psittacidae. The transcript is spliced from 3 exons.
AUGGCUCCAAUCCCUGCUCUUCCACUCCCUCCCAGCUUCACCACGGAUUGGUACGUGAUGGUCGGAAUCACGGACCUGGUUUGGGCCAAUUCGGAGACCCAGAAACGUUGGAUCCGGAAGGUCGUGGUCCAUGAGCAUUACACCAAGGUCUCCGACGGCUUCGACAUCGCCUUGGUGGAGCUGGACCAGCCGGUGCAGUGCGGGUACCACGUGCAGCUCGCCUGCGUGCCCGAUUCGACGCUCAGGGUGUCCCAGCUCUCUGAGUGCUUCAUCAGCGGAUGGGGCGCGAGGGAAGCCAGAACGGGGGCAUCGUCCCCAUCUGCCCUGCAGGAGGCCAAGGUCCGCCUCAUCGAUGUCCAGCUCUGCAACAGCAGCCUGUGGUACCGAGGGGCCCUCAAGAGCCACAACCUCUGCGCUGGGUACCCCCAGGGUGGCAUCGACAGCUGCCAGGGUGACAGCGGCGGUCCCCUCAUGUGCCGGGACACCCGUGCCAACUUCUUCUGGGUUGUGGGGCUGACGAGCUGGGGCCGCGGCUGUGCCAGGGCCAAGCAACCGGGGGUCUACACCUCGACGCGGCACUUCCAUGACUGGAUCCUCCUCCAGCUGGGGAUGUUCCGCUCCGCGGGAGCCUUCGCAACACCCCCGACAUGGAGCCACCAGUCUGUCUCCCAUAGUCCCAUUCAGCAGACGAUGCCGGCUCCGACGGCCUCCAGCAUCAGUGGCAUCUGCUCCUUCCCAUACCGGCUGGUGAUGGAAUUCAUCAGUCGGGUGCAGGAGCUGCUGCAGGCUCUAAGAGGGAAGAAGACUUGA